UGGGCCUAAAUAUACCCCCCAAAAAAAUUGCUGGUGAGAGAAAUCCAACGAAUUGGUUUCUGCACAUAAGUAUAUCCCAAAGUUUUCAGAUAAUUUGCUUGCAUGGUAUCAGGUUGCCGGUCGUGACUAGAGAAUGUUUUUUCUUUUAUCUUUUCCUUCUUCCAUCUUCUUUCUUCUUUUCUUGUACUUUAAGUGCCUAACUUGGCCGGCAACAAAGCCUCCCCAAAAGGGGAGGAACAAUUCUAGUCCAGCUUGGUUGAUAUGAUCCACUUGAGAGUCACCUCUGGCAUGCAUUUUGGAAGUCAUCUAACCAGGGGUCGGGUGUGAUCAGACAGUGAGGUCUGAUCUGACAACCCGUUUUUUAUUGAGUCUCAGGGCCUCUUCGCGUGAUCUAUCCCCAAGAGUUAGUUUGGGCUUCCUUGCAGCAUGGUGGCCUCAAAGCAACUGCACGGCUUUCCAUCCCUGAAGCUUCGGAGGAGAUAUUUCAAGAGAACAAAGUGGAAGCUCAGGCUCCCACUGCAGCAUACUCAGCGCCGAGCUCCCGGCCGCCGCCAGAGGGCGCGCUCCUGCCUCCGGCACCGGCCAACCCCGCGGCAGGGUUCCGGCGCUCCGAACGCCGACGUGCGGCUGCGCCGCAGGGAGGCAGCCGGGCCGGAGGCGAGGGGCGGGAGGCCUCGGCGGGGACACCCGGCCGUGCCUGGCGGGCCGCGGAGCCGCGGCGGGAGGGGGCGCUGCGGCGCCAGGCGCGCGAGGGGCGGAGGAAGUGCCGUCUUCGCUGACCAGCGCGGGGCCGCCUCCGCCUCUGCGCCGCGCGGGGCCGCGAUGUCGUCCCGGCCCGGGCGCGACGACGCCGGGAACAGGGGCGCGCGGCGGCCGCGGGAGCCCCAGGAGCAGGAGCUGCAGCGGCGCCGAGAGCAGAAGCGGCGGCGGCAGGACGCGCAGCAGCUGCAGCAGCUCAAGCACCUGGAGUCCUUGCACAUCUCCUACCUUCUCUUGGUUGCUGAGACAAUCAUUUAUGAAAAACCUCCUCCUGGGCUUAUCAAGGAAGAUGAGGCUAAGCCAGAAGACUGUAUACCAGAUGUCCCAGGCAAUGAACAUGCCAGGGAAUUUCUGGCCCACGCACCAACCAAAGGACUUUGGAUGCCACUGGGGAAAGAAGUCAAAGUCAUGCAGUGUUGGCGCUGUAAACGGUACGGUCACCGAACUGGCGACAAAGAAUGCCCUUUUUUUAUCAAAGGCAACCAAAAGUUAGAACAGUUCAGAGUAGCACAUGAAGAUCCCAUGUAUGACAUCAUACGAGAGAAUAAAAGACAUGAAAAGGAUAUAAGGAUACAACAGUUAAAACAGUUACUGGAGGAUUCAACCUCAGAAGAAGAUGGGAGCAGCUCCAGUUCCUCAGAAUGUAAAGAGAAACACAAGAAAAAGAAGAAGAAAGAGAAGCAUAAGAAAAAGAAGAAGGAAAAGAAAAAGAAGAAAAAACGAAAGCACAAGUCUUCCAAGUCAAACGAGAGUUCAGACUCAGAAUGACAAGAGUUGACUGACUUGGUCGGCAUUCUCUUCUGCAAAAUCAAACACUGUGGCCAAAGAUGCGAGGACUGCGGAGUCCGAGAGGAACAGGAGGGACACCAAGAGAGGAAGAGCGCUGGUGGCACCGGUGCGGAUUCUCAGCCACCUUCCAGGAGAGCUGUGAGCCACAGGAGAGGGAGCGUGUCUUGCCAGGUGCCAGCUCUGGAGAGCGCUGAUGCCAGGCUGGAAAGCUCUUCUCAUUGUCCUCCUCCCUGCUGAUCACUGUGGUCUGUGAUUGCUUAGAAAUGCCUCUGGCGGGGUGGCCAGACCAAGGGACUCCCCGAGGAAGCUCCUCCAGGUGCUGCGCUGCUUCCACCCUCCACGGUGGGCACUUAACGCCCUUGGAUUUCAGGCUUGACUUUCCUCUGUUGUUGAGGAUAAUAAAAGCUCAUUAUUUAUUUUUUAAAUC
Messenger RNA from Sus scrofa (pig), 1975 nucleotides. NCBI's taxonomy places the organism in Eukaryota, Metazoa, Chordata, Mammalia, Artiodactyla, Suidae. The record is from RefSeq and is a predicted model, not a curated record.